AUGCUCGACGUCUUCGAUUUCAUCAAGGAGAAGGGUGGGAACCCUGAGAAGAUCAAGGAGUCGCAGAGACGGCGGUAUGCUUCUGAGGAGGUUGUGGACCAAGUGAUUGAGCUGUACGAGGACCACCGCAAAACCCAAUACGCAGCAACUCAAAUCAACACCAAAAUCAACGAGACCCAGAAACAGAUUGGCGUUAAGAGAAAGGCUAAGGAAGAUGCCGCGGAUCUCAUGAAGCAGAAGGCGGACUUUGAGAAGGAGAAGAAGGCCCUGGUGGACUCUGCGGCAGAAAAGGAACAGAUCCUGAAGAAGAAGAUUGGAACGAUAGGCAACUAUGUGCACGACUCUGUGACGGUUGAGCAGAAUGAGGAUUUCAACGCAGUACAAAGAGACUGGGCUCCUGAAGGCCUCAAAGUCGAGAAGCGCGACGUUCUUUCCCACCACGAGGUUCUCACCAGACUGGACGGAUACGACCCCGAGCGAGGAGUGAAGGUUGUUGGACAUAGAGGAUACUUCUUGAAGAAAUGGGGAGUCUUUUUGAACCAGGCCUUGAUCAACUACGGAUUGGAGUUCCUUGACUCAAAGGGAUACACGCCUCUGCAGACCCCGCAGUUUAUGCUGAAGGAUUACAUGGCCAAGACAGCGCAGUUGGAGGACUUCGACGAAGAGCUGUACAAGGUUGUGGACGGAGAUGCACAGAACGACAAGUACCUUAUUGCUACUUCUGAGCAGCCAAUUUCUGCUUUCCAUGCCGACGAGUGGUUGGUUGCGAAGGAUUUACCCAUCAAGUACGCUGGAUUUUCGUCAUGUUACCGCAGAGAAGCAGGCUCUCAUGGUCGUGAUGCAUGGGGUAUAUUCCGUGUUCAUCAGUUCGAGAAGAUCGAGCAAUUUAUUCUCACCGACCCAGAAAAGUCAUGGGAGAUGUUUGACGAAAUGAUCGCCGUCUCUGAGGAGUUCUACAAAUCACUCGGUGUCCCAUAUCGCGUUGUCGCCAUCGUCUCUGGUGCGUUGAACAAUGCUGCUUCCAAGAAGUACGAUCUGGAGGCCUGGUUCCCCUUCCAAGGCGAGUACAAGGAGCUUGUCUCUUGCUCAAACUGCACAGACUAUCAGUCUCGCGCUCUAGAGAUCAGAUACGGUGCCAAGCUACAGACUGAGAUCCGAAAGAAGUAUGUGCACGCAUUGAACUCAACUCUUUGCGCAACUGAGAGAGCCCUGUGCUGUCUUUUGGAGAAUUUCCAGACCGAAGAGGGGUUCAAUGUCCCAGAACCGCUCCGAAAGUAUCUUCCUGGAGCUGUUGAUUUCAUUCCGUUUUCCAAGGAACUACCCAAGGAUUCCACCUCUCAAAAGGCGAAGGGCAAGGCUGGUGAUAAGGCAGCAAAGGUAAAGGCUGCUCCUGUUGGGGCUGCUCCUGCAGAAGCUGCAGAGAAGUUAAAGGAUCUCAAGGUUUGA
Molecule: messenger RNA, 1446 nt
Organism: Cadophora gregata
Lineage: Eukaryota; Fungi; Ascomycota; Leotiomycetes; Helotiales; Ploettnerulaceae
Gene: SES1
Product: Cytosolic seryl-tRNA synthetase
Exons: 6
Coding region: 1-1446 (481 amino acids)
Biological process (GO): seryl-tRNA aminoacylation
Cellular component (GO): cytosol
Molecular function (GO): tRNA binding; ATP binding; serine-tRNA ligase activity
Source: RefSeq, a predicted model, not a curated record